Crotalus tigris (Tiger rattlesnake) is the source of this 4555-nucleotide messenger RNA. It is a transcript of the gene NOL8, whose product is annotated as nucleolar protein 8. The transcript is spliced from 17 exons. The coding region runs from base 167 to 3652 and encodes 1161 amino acids. Gene Ontology annotation, molecular function: RNA binding. Lineage: Eukaryota; Metazoa; Chordata; Lepidosauria; Squamata; Viperidae. The record is from RefSeq and is a predicted model, not a curated record.
GGGAAAGCAGGCGACGAGCAACAGCUGUGACCACGCUGGGCGCCGCGCUGGAUUGCGAGCGGUUCCGAAGUGGCACGUCUCUAAGUGCAGGGUGGCGGUGGCUGGACGUGGUUUUUUUUAACCCCACCCCCCGCAGUAUGUCCGAUACUUUUAAUGGUGAGUUACUAUGCGGGUUAGUGCCCAGUUUCCCUCGUGGUGUUCAGACAUGGCUCCCCGACCAAAUGCAAGAAAGGUUGUAGCUGCAAGGACAAUACCUUGGACAUUUGUUGAAUUUUUGAAUAUGGAACAAAUCUCAUUCGUUAGAAGACUAUACAUUGGAGGACUUGGCCAUUCAGUUUCUGAAGAUGAACUGUAUGAAAGAUUUAGCAAGUUUGGAAAUGUUACAGAGACUGAAAUCAUUAGCCGGAAGGAUGAGCAUGGGAACCCUACCAAAACAUUUGCAUAUCUUAACAUCCUCCUUUCAGAGAAAGCACUUAAAAAAUGUAUAUCAGUUUUAAAUAAGACAAAAUGGAAAGGAGGGACACUGCAAAUCGAAUUAGCAAAAGAGAGCUUUUUACACAGACUAGCACGGGAGCGCCAAGAGGCUAGUGUGACAAAGGAAAAGACAAAUUAUAAUGGUAUGACAGAUAUUCAAGAAUCUCUGAAGAAAUCUGGAGUUAUAGAUUACUGUGUGAAAGCAGUACCAGGAACAGAAAUACCAAAUCAUAAGGACUGGGUGGUUAGUAAAUUUGGCAGAGUUUUACCUAUCCUUCACCUGAAAGAUCAACACAAAAGCAAAAUAAUGAAAUAUGACCCUUCCAAAUAUUGCCAGAACCUUAAAAAACUAGAUCAAGAACCUAUAGAUUCAGUUCCCAUUUCACAGCUCACUUGGCAUCUGGAAGAAGCUGACAGUAUUAUGAGCAAGAAACGGCAAGGGCAAUUCCCUGAAGCUAAGAAGCCAUCAAAAAAGAAAAUAAAAAUACAGGACAGUGACAGCCUAAGCAAAGUUGAAUCAAACCCAGCUAAUGUUGUCCUUGCAAAACAAAUUCAGAACUGCACCUCUAACUCCAAGAAGCAAGCUAAUCAGCACUCUUCAGGUCAAAAGCUUAAAGCUGGAACCACGAGUUCUAGGCACAUAAAAAGCCUGUGUGGUGAUGACAUAGAUUCAGAAGAAGAAAUCAGAGCGAUUGAAGCAAGCGAGAGAAAAAAGCACAAAGGUAAUUGUACUACUGCACUUGAGGAUAAUAUGGAAGUUGUCGGUGAUGACUUUAAGCUGAAAUACAAUACUCAUUGGUCUCUACGGAAAGCAAACAAGCAUAUAGCCCAAGCAUGCAGUGGACUACUAAGGCCUGCAGAAAAUGAAUCUGAUUAUGAUUCAGUUGACACUGAUGAAAUUAUAGCUGUGACUAAAUUAUCUCAUGACAAAGAGAGAAAUGAAUCUCUACAGGGCUCUAAGGAAACAGAAGAGCAGAAUGAUGGCCAGCCAAAAAGAACCAUCCAUGCUGAAAGUUCUCCAUCUUCUGGUUCAAAAAGGUCCAAAGCAGCAGAAGAAAAAAGAGCAGAAUCUGAAAAACCAUCAGAUGCACAAGCUACUCUGGACAGAUGCAGAACUGAGAGUGAGGAAAACUCAAAUUCGUGUUCAGACACAAGUGAGUCUGAAGGGGAUGAGAAUUAUGAAUCCAUGAUUCAAAGUGGCUUCCGAUUAGAUCUUACCUUAGAAGACUUAGAGAAAUUAGCUGGUGAAAGUAGUGAAGAUUCAGAGGAAGAUAACAAAAUACUUCAAAGUACCAAUCAAUCACAAACUAAUUACUGCCCAGGUAGUAAAACUGGUACUGCCCCAGAGACACCCACAAUUUCCACCACUUCCAAAAAAUGUAUUUGCCCUGAAGAAAUACUUGCUGCCAUUUUAAAAGAAGAGAGAUUUGACAAAGAUGAUUUGAAACGAAAACAGGCAAAAGGGUACAUUCAACCUUUCAAAGGCCUGGGGUCACUUAUCGGAGUAUCGCCCGAGAGCGAGUCGGAUGUCAAUGUGCAUGAAAAGAAACAGUCUUCUUUUGAACUUGAAGUGGAGUCUCUGAAAAGUGUUACAGAAGUAGAAUAUUCCAGUUUGACAAGUAAGAAACUUAACUCCAAACCACUGUCUUUGAAAGACUUGGACUUGGACAUUCCCAUAGUAGGAGGUCUUUCUAGAAACUCAAGUGAACCUUCUGACCACCUCCCUGGCAGUAUUGGAAAAGCAGAGAAAAUAAGCCAUGAUGUAAGUAUUAUGCCUGGAAGUGAACCCACCAAACAUGGGAAGUCUGUUUCCAAGGGACCAACAACUUCCAGUCUUACACAGAAUAAAGAUUUAAAUGGCUCUCUGAAAAAUGAAGGUGGCUAUUCAGCUUCUCCCAGAAAAACAAAGAAAUCAGAUAAUGUGGGAAUACAACUGGAGGACAACGAGAAAAGAUUGGCUGCCAUACAAGAAAGGCAGAAAGAAUGGGAGCUCCAGAAAAUAAUUAUACAGGAAGCUCUGACCAGCCAGCAAAUUCAGUCAACAAAUAAACAGAAGCACAUCGUGUUUGAUUCAGAUACUGAAAAUGAAGUACAAGAGCAUACUGAAAACGAGUCUUCAGAAAAGAUCUCAGUAAAGGAAUUCACCCCCAAAACUUCUGGGAAGCUGUUUGACAGCAGCGAUGAAGACUCAGACACCGCAGCUGAUGAAAAUGAUCGGUUCAAAAUCAAACCUCAGUUUGAGGGCAAAGCUGGAGAGAAGCUUAUGCGUCUACAGUCACAUUUUGGCACAGAUGAAAGAUUUCGUAUGGAUGCUCAUUUCCUUGAAAGUGAUAGCGAUCAGGAAGAGGAAUCAAAGAAAUCAGUAACAGAGGAAGAAGAGGAACUUUCUUUAGAAAAGAAGAAGAAUCUUGAGAUCUUGAAAAAUCUUCUACAUAUUGAUGUAGACCCUCCCAAACGUAAGAAGCUAACUGCAGAAGGCCAGAAAUUCAGAGAUAUGAAUACCUUACGCUAUGACCCCACAAGGCAAGAUCAUGCAGUAUUUGAAAAAAAGCCAGCUAAUGCUGAAAAAGAGAGUAAAGCUAAAAAGAAGAAGAAGAAAGAAGAAGCUCAGAAACUGCCUGAGGUGUCUAAAGAUACAUUUUACAAUGUCGCCGUGGACUUAAAAGAAGCCCUUGGAUCUACAAAACAGGAUGAAAAAACAGAAAUAAUAUCAUGGGACCAGCAUGAUGAUGCUGAACAAACCCCUUCAACUGAUAUACCAAAAUUCAGUGCUGAAAAACAAGACGGAAACGGGGGUUUUACCUUUUCCUUUUUUGGUGAUGAAGUGGCGAGAUCACCUAUUAAAGAAGAUUCAUACGUAGUUGAAAUACUAAAACCUUCACGAGUAGCCUGGCAAGAAGAUCCCCGUUUUCAAGAUAGUAGUUCUGAAGACGAAGAAUCAGAAGCAGCUGAAGUACAAGAUGUCGAAGAAAGUUCUCCAGCUGAACCACAUUCAAAUAUUAGAUUUUUCUUCUUCUCACAAGAUGAUGACAGAUUAAAAGAAGGCCCCAAGCUAUUCUACAAGGCUUCAGAUCUUGAUGAAGAAGCAGAGGAUUGGGAAAGCAGGCGCCAAAUAUUGCUUGAGGAUUGUCGGAAGAAGCAUAAAGAUGCAAGAAGGAAAGUUAAAACAAAACAUUAACUAUAACAGUUCUGCUAAAGAAGAAAGAUUCAGAAUGUUGAAUAUACUUGGACUGAAUCCUGGGAUAAUGGAAACUGUUGAGAAAACACAUCUACGAAUAGCUUGGAAGUAUAAAUUAGUGCUGAAUAAACAACUUUGUGAAAUCAGAAUAGAUUUGUAGUUCUGAUGUCUCUAAUGCUUACAUUUCCAUUAUACAGUAUGAACAUUUAUUAUUAAAAUUCUAAAUUAUGAUAGGCAACGAUCUUCACAAUUAGCAUUUAUACUUAUUGCCUGUCUUUUAUAAUCCUCAUGUCAUAUUUUGAAAGACAACAUUUAGGAUUUCAUAUGCAUGUAGGUUCUUUGUCACAAAAAAGCAACAUUUGAUGGAGAUUAAUAUAAUUUGUUCUCUGAUCUAACCAAGACUAGGUGUAAAACAAGCAAGGAUCAAUUGUAAUGAAGUGCAAUUAAGUGACAAAAAACAAGCAGUUUUUGUGUACAGAAUUAUAUUUACCAAAUAUAGUCAGUUUAAAUUGUACAAAAGUGUGUUAUUAUUAUUUAUGUUAAUAUAAGAUUAUUUUUGUACCUUGAAAGAUUGAAUCCAGGCCAUUGGGAAAGGAGGAGUUAGAAAAGUUAGAUUCUUGGAAGUUCCUUUCAUAAGCAUUUUGUAAUGGUACACAUAAUACAUCCCUGGAUUAUUUUAAUAUAAUAAAAAGUUAGAUGAUUGAAAAAUAAAACAGCAAAUUGCAUUGUUUCUAUUUGAAAAUGGUAUUCAAAGUAUAGAAUAUAUAAUUGAUUGAUCACCCUUAUGGAAUACAAAUAUUUCUGAAUUUUAGUCUCUUUGUGGAAUGUUGCUUUUCGGAUAGACAAUCAUCAAGCAUUGUAGGCUUCUUUUCCUCCAACUUGUAAAAUAGAUCUAAAUUGCCA